GCAUACAAACGAUUAUAUUCAAGCCCACUCAUCAUAAAGAUAAGAUGCCAUUAGCCAAGAGAGCUGGAAGAUUUUGUACGAGUAUUUAUUUUCUUCGAGGUUAACAAUAUGGUCGGGGUUAAUUACGUAGAGCGAUUUUGUGACGUUUUAGUGUUUUACGUUAAUGGAAAGAAGAUUGAAGAUCCGAAAGUUGAUCCGGAAUGGACGUUGUUGUAUUACCUAAGAAAUAAAUUAAGACUAUGCGGUACCAAAUUAGGAUGUGGCGAAGGAGGAUGUGGAGCUUGCACCGUGAUGGUGUCGAAGUUUGACAGAGUAAAGAAGAAAGAAAUUCAUAUACCGGUAAAUGCCUGUUUGGCCCCAAUAUGCUCUAUGCAUGGCCUAGCAGUGACCACUGUAGAAGGAAUAGGAUCAACCAGAACCAAACUACAUCCCGUCCAAGAACGAAUCGCCAAAGCCCAUGGGUCACAGUGCGGAUUUUGUACACCAGGAAUGGUAAUGUCGAUGUACACAAUGCUUCGGCAAUCCCCCAAACCGACUAUGCACGAGUUAGAAGAGGCUUUCCAAGGAAAUUUGUGCAGAUGCACCGGAUACAGGCCAAUAUUGGAGGGUUUUAAGACUUUUACUGAAGAAUGGGAAGUUGUUAGGAACGGAAGGCUUGUUAAUGGAGUUAAUGGUACCAAUGGUACGAACGGAUCAUGUGGGAUGGGAGAGCAGUGCUGCAAGGUGCAGAAAAAUGGAUUACCUAAGGAAGACAAAUGCAAUGACGAACGCCUGUUCAAAAAGGAAGAGUUUUCCAGAUACCACCCUUCACAAGAGCCAAUCUUUCCGCCAGAAUUAAAGCUCAAAGACAAAUAUGACAAGCAAUAUUUACUAAUUAAAGGACCCAACGUCACUUGGCAUCGACCUACCAGUUAUGAGCAAUUACUGGACCUAAAAUGCACACAUCCAGAUGCCAAAAUCGUAAUAGGAAACUCAGAAAUAGGAGUCGAAACAAAGUUCAAGAGAAUGCUUUAUCCGGUUAUUAUACAACCAAGUGCCAUCAAAGAGUUGCUUUCUAUUGAAGAGAAUUUGGAAGGAAUAAGGGUUGGGGCAGCAGUAACAUUAACGGACAUGCGUGACUUUUUAAAGCAACAAAUCCAAAAACAUCCCGAAAGCAAAACGAGAAUUUUUAGGGCUAUCGUGGAUAUGCUGUGGUGGUUUGCUGGAAAGCAAAUUAGAAGUGUCGGGUCGAUUGGAGGUAAUAUCAUGACUGGCAGUCCUAUCUCUGACAUGUUACCAAUACUGAUGGCCACCAAGGUUAAGCUUGAAGUUAUGCACAAGAAAUCUGGCCUUAGAUCUGUUAUGCUAGAUGGGAAGUUCUUUACAGGCUACAGAAAAACGAUUUUAAACCCAGACGAGGUCCUGCAGGCGAUCCACAUUCCAUUUUCAACACCCACCCAGUAUUUUAAAGCUUACAAGCAGGCACGCAGGAGAGAAGACGACAUUGCCAUUGUAAACUGCGCUACCAACGUUACUUUUCGAGAAAACACCAAUGUCAUUUCAAAAAUCAGUUUCGGGUUCGGAGGAAUGAGCUUUAAGACUGUUAAUGCCCCACAAACUGAGCAGUUCCUCGUUGGUAAGCCAUGGACCCGAGAGACUUUAGAAGAAUCUUAUGCUUACCUGCUAGAAGACCUCCCCUUGGAUCCUUCUGCUCCAGGUGGCAUGAUCCAAUACAGGAAAUCGUUGGUCUUAAGCUUAUUCACCAAGGAGUUCUUGGCUAUUUCUGAGCAAUUGCAACAGGGUACACUAGAUCCAAGAGAGAUGAGUGGGGCAGAAGCCAUCCAGGAGUUCGAGCAGAAGAGCUCGCAGUAUUUCACUGUAGUACCGGAUACCCAAGAGAAAUAUGAUGCGGUUGCAAGACCUUUAGUACAUACGUCAGCUUUUAAGCAAGCCACAGGUGAAGCCGUUUACUGUGACGACAUUCCGUUCUUCGAAAACGAACUGUAUCUCGCUUUCGUCACUAGCACUAAGGCACACGCUAAAGUUUUAUCAAUCGAUCCUUCUGAAGCGUUAAAAGUGACGGGGGUAGAAGGGUUUGUGGGAAUUGAGGAUGUCGGUGUGGAUAGAAACGUGUGGGGGAGCGUAAUCCACGAUGAAAAAGUGUUUUAUUUUGAUAAGGUUACUGCGCAUGGACAGAUUAUUGCUGCUUUGGUGGCUAAAGAUCAAAAUACCGCUCAGAGGGCUGCAAGGUUGGUAAAGGUACAAUAUGAGGAUCUACAGCCAGUUAUAACAAGCAUAGAAGACGCCAUAGAGCAUAAGUCCUACUUUAGAGACCCUUUUAAGACGAUUGUUCAUGGGGAGGGGUUAGAAGAAGUUUUUAAAAACGCCCCACAUAUUAUAAGUGGUCAGUGCAGAAUGGGUGGGCAGGAGCAGUUUUAUUUCGAAACCCAAGGACUGGUGGCAGUACCGAAGAAGGAAGAUGAUGAAAUGGAGAUUUUUUCUUCAACGCAGAAUCCUACAGAGGUUCAGCAUUUGAUAGCCCACGUGUUGGGCACCAACCAGAACAAAAUCACUUGCAAAGUGAAACGACUUGGGGGCGGUUUUGGCGGUAAAGAAACAAAAGCCGCCAUGAUCGCUCUGCCCACAGCGGUGGCGGCAAAAAAGUUCAAUAGACCAAUCAGAGUCAUGUUGGACAGAGAUGAAGAUAUGGUGAUGACCGGAGGCAGACAUCCCAUGUUAGCCAAGUAUAAAGUAGCCUUUGAUGACAACGGGAAAAUAUUGGGGUGCGAGGUGGAAAUUUACACCAAUGGAGGUUAUUCAUAUGAUUUAUCUAUGGGGGUAACCGAGCGUGCUUUAGCUCAUUUUGAAAACGCUUAUCAUAUUCCGGUGUGUAAAGCGACUGGUUGGAUCUGUAAAACGAAUUUGGCAUCCAAUACUGCAUACAGGGGGUUCGGGGGACCCCAAGGGAUGUUCAUUGCUGAAAGUAUGGCACAAGAGAUUGCUGAAUACUUGAAAAUUGAUAUGGUGAAAGUGUCAGAGAUUAACUUAUACCGAACUGGCCAACUGACCCCAUACAAUCAACCCUUGGAAAAUUGCACCAUAGACAAAUGUUGGAAACAGUGCCUCACAACUUCAGAAUUUUUCAAAAGAAGAAAAGAAGUAGAGGAGUACAAUAGACAAAAUAAAUACAAAAAACGUGGAAUGAGCAUUUUGCCCACAAAGUUCGGUAUCGCUUUUGGUGUUACGUUCUUGAAUCAGGCCGGCGCUUUGGUCAAUAUCUAUGCCGAUGGGUCAGUUCUGGUGCAUCAUGGAGGUAUAGAAAUGGGCCAAGGUGUUUACACCAAAAUGAUCCAAAUAGCAAGCAGAGCCCUUCAAAUACCCACUGAAAAGAUCCACUGUAGCAGCACCAAUACAGAAAUUGUCCCUAACACCAGCCCUACAGCCGCCAGUACCGGAAGUGACUUAAAUGGGAUGGCAGUAUUGAACGCUUGCAAUAUCCUAAAUGAAAGACUGCAGCCGUAUAAGGCGCAAAACCCAAAAGGUAAAUGGGAACAGUGGGUAAGAGCUGCUUAUUUAGAUCGGACAAGUCUAUCAGCCCAAGGGUUUUAUAAAAUUCCAAACUUGGGACACAACUGGGAUACAAAUACAGGAAACCUGUUUGCUUACUACACUUAUGGCGUGGCUUGUACUGAAGUAGAAAUCGAUACGCUUACCGGAGACCAUAAAGUUAUUAGGACCGAUAUUGUUAUGGAUUUAGGUGAAAGUCUAAAUCCUGCAAUAGAUAUAGGUCAGAUCGAAGGAGCGUUUAUGCAAGGCUACGGUUUAUUCGUACUGGAAGAACUCGUUUAUUCUCCUACUGGAGUUCUGUUCACCAGAGGUCCUGGAACCUAUAAAAUUCCCGGGUUUGGUGAUAUUCCAGCGGAAUUUAACGUUUCUUUAUUAAAAGGAGCGUCAAAUCCUAGAGCGGUGUAUUCUUCAAAGGCUGUUGGUGAACCUCCGCUGUUUCUUGCCGCGUCAGCUAUGUUCGCCAUAAAAGAUGCCAUCAAGGCUGCCAGAUACGAAAAUGGAAUAAGUGAGAAUUUUAAAAUUGACUGUCCGUGUACUGCUGCGAAAAUUAGGAUGGCUUGUAAGGAUCCUAUUAUAUCCAGACUCACAGAACCUGAAUCGGGCAGUUUUACUCCAUGGAACAAAACUGUUUAAAAUAUUAGAAUAUGUAUAUAUUAUAUAGGUGAGGCUGGUUUGAAGCGAAAUAUCAUGUGAAAUGAAAUAUGUAUCAUAUUUGUAUAGAAAUAAAAUAGAAAAGAAUAUAAAAA
Molecule: messenger RNA, 4292 nt
Organism: Anthonomus grandis grandis
Lineage: Eukaryota; Metazoa; Arthropoda; Insecta; Coleoptera; Curculionidae
Product: xanthine dehydrogenase-like
Exons: 24
Coding region: 109-4179 (1356 amino acids)
Molecular function (GO): 2 iron, 2 sulfur cluster binding; FAD binding; iron ion binding
Source: RefSeq, a predicted model, not a curated record